This is a messenger RNA of Opisthorchis viverrini, 2445 nucleotides long. RefSeq lists its product as hypothetical. The coding region runs from base 1 to 2109 and encodes 702 amino acids. Gene Ontology annotation, molecular function: protein binding; transcription cis-regulatory region binding. The record is from RefSeq and is a predicted model, not a curated record. Gene Ontology annotation, cellular component: Set1C/COMPASS complex. The transcript is spliced from 9 exons. Lineage: Eukaryota; Metazoa; Platyhelminthes; Trematoda; Opisthorchiida; Opisthorchiidae.
AUGGAGCAGCCUAUAGCUUGUGUCAGUUCAAGACCUAGAGACUUCAGUGUCGCAGACUUCCAGUGCAGCGUCUGUUAUAAAUGGUUUCACCUAGACUGCAUUGCUUUCAACAUAGGGUUAGUUGUAUUUUGCCGUUCACCCCUCCUUAAAUUAUGUAGAAAAUCCUUGCCAUUUCUAACGGCCUACCACUUUAUGUGCAAGAAGUGUAAUUCUAAUGGUGAAGAGGUCUUCUCAAGGAAACAAGCGAACUUUGCAGUGAUGUGCCAAACGGCACUAGCCAACCUGAUGUGGAGACAUGGCGGGCGGUUAUAUUUCUCGAAAGAAAAAGAGCUGAUCCCCUUUCUGGAAGAAUUCUGGGAGGAACUGACCACACAACCACGAAAGUCCAACAACUCAUGGUAUCCGAACAUACACAAAACUUUGACUAGCAGCGAUGCUUUCAAGACAGUUGAUGUCGGCGAGGAUUUGGUCGUAUGCCUUUCAAAUACGGAUAUAGGGAAAAUGGGCCCGAGCUACGAUCGGUUUCGGGCGCUUACUAGUCAACUUCGUACCAACAUAAGCAAGUUGGGUCUCCCAAGUGCACUUGGGACUUCUGGACAGGGAUUAAAUGACUCGGCUGAUGCUAACACCGCCAGCUUUGCGGCUGACCAGGAUGGUGCUGGUGAUGUGGUCGGUUGGCGGAAACGGAAAUCACCUGGUAGUGGAACUGCUAUUUCUGGUCAAAUUAGUGCCAGUGGGUCUUCUGGUGUUUACGGACCGAGUGGUAACGGAACAGCUGCUGGCUUCAAUGCGGAACAUGUUGGCUCCGGUACGGGUGUCGGGUUAGACUCCAGUACAGAUUUUCUAAUGAGGACCGGUACUGGGCGGCUUAACGGUACUGGGGCGCCAGUCACAAGUGGCGGGCUUGGUGGCAGCUUGGUUCGGUCUACCCGUCGUGCUGGUGGAGUUCCAGGUCUAUGUGGCGCGGCUGCAGUAGGUGGUGGUCCGUUUUGUGGUCCUGACGAAGGUCGAGCAAAGUUGAACGCUCUAGGAUUCCCCAUUGACCAUCCGUUAAACAAAGAGGGGUACAGAUACAUACUUGUGGAGGUAGACAAACAUGCUUCCGGACGAGAUCUUUGGGACGAAUGUGAGCAUACCGCUGGAAAACCGAUUCCUGGACUAUUUUAUCGCGUGUAUCUUAGCCCCCAAGUUGUCAUUUCAUUGAAUGAUCGUGCCAAUCAUUUGAAGCUUCACGAAUCACAAUUGAUGAUCACUGGGGACAAAGGUUACUGUAUGGCACGCGCAACUCAUGGUGUUCAUACUGGAACUUGGUACUUUGAAGCAACGAUAACGGACCAACCAGAAGGUGCAGCCACUAGGAUUGGUUGGUCCCAAGUUUUAGGAAACUUGCAAGCACCUUGUGGUUAUGACAAGUUCAGCUACUCCUGGCGAUCUCGCUUUGGUACUGUAUUUCACGAUUCACGUGGUCGACACUAUGCUGAUUCGGGCUACUCGAAGGAUGAUGUUAUUGGCUGUAUGAUUCAUUUGCCCACAAACACGGGCAAUGCCUUGACGUCUUCGGAAAAUAAGCCAACCAAACCAAACGAGCCAACAGAUAGUAUGGACUCUGCUGAAUCGCUUUCAGUCAGCGAAGCGCUUGCCAAAGUAAACGCCGCAUCGGGUCGCUCAACUAAUGUAGGUUCAAAAACGCGUCCUUUGAUGGUCAACCAGUUAUUGGAAACCUACAAGGAUCGUCCUCUGAUCAAAUUCCGUAAUUCAUAUUACUUCGAGGAGAAGGAUGAACCGACCAAGGCAGAGAAGGCACUUCGGGCACUACCUGGAAGUAAAAUCACUUUCUAUCGAAAUGGUGAAUGUCAAGGUACUGCGUUUACUGACAUCUAUGCCGGCCUCUACUAUCCCGCAAUCUCGAUCUACCGGUCUGCGACAGUUUCAGUAAACUUCGGGCCCAACUUCAAAUACCCCCCGCCACGUGAUGAAGCGGAUUGGCAGCCUAUGUCGGACAGACGUGAAAGUGCAGCAGUGGAGCAAACGCUUUCCGAUAUGUUGUAUCUAGUGGAGAAGGACGGUAUGGUUGAGCGUUUGAUCAAAUCCUAUGAGGUUGCAUCGUAACAAUGCCUGCUUUCCAGUUCGCAUUUUUCAUCGUUUCCAAAGAUGCUUCCUGCUUGAAUCGGGCUAUUUCUACGGGUUUUUGCUGUACUUAAGUCGACUUUUUGCUCCUUGUCGAUAGCUGACCAGUGUAUGUUCGACAUCCAUGCGCUCACAGUUUCAUGAUUUUGUAUAUUAUAUUCUUGUAUUUACACCACAACCUCGACUUCCUGUCUUCACGAACCGUUGGGUGUUGAUAAUAUCCCAUCGGAUUUGAAUUUCAUGUUAAACGAUGCUCUAUUCGUCCAUAAUUUUACCAUUCCUUGGUUUUAACAAAUCGUGAAAUAAAGUAAGGUACCC